Molecule: messenger RNA, 1029 nt
Organism: Rosa chinensis
Lineage: Eukaryota; Viridiplantae; Streptophyta; Magnoliopsida; Rosales; Rosaceae
Product: receptor like protein 22
Exons: 1
Coding region: 1-1029 (342 amino acids)
Molecular function (GO): protein binding
Source: RefSeq, a predicted model, not a curated record
AUGGAAGAGUUAGACUUGGCCUAUAACCAAAUCACAGGUAAAAUCCCAUCUUGGCUUGCCAAGUUGACCAAAUUAACUGCUCCAUACUUCCCAUUCAACAAUUUGCAAGAAGCAAUUCCAAGGUCAUUUUUCCAGCUUACAAACCUUCAGUAUAUUGACCUUUCCUCCAAUAACUUGAGUGGAACAGUUGAGUUGGAUGAAUUUUUCAAGCUCAAAAUGUUAACAGUGCUUCGACUUUCGUUCAACAAAUUAUCUGUGCACAUCAAAACCAGUUUGACUGCUACUUCUCCAAAGUUUGAAGCUCUAGCAUUGGUGUCAUGCAACUUAACAGAGUUUCCAGAUUUUUUACACGAUAAUAGUAAAUUGGUGGAGCUUGACCUUUCUGAUAACAACGUUCAUGGCCAAAUACCAAGAUGGAUGUGGAACUCAACUGGUGAAUCUCUGUGGUAUCUGAACCUCUCCCACAACUCUCUAACAGGAUUUGAGCAAAAUCCAGUCAUUCUUCCAUGGAAGAAUCUGCAUCUUUUAGAGCUUGGAUCUAACAGGUUACAAGGGCAAUUGCCGAUUCCACCCCUAUCAAUCCAAUUUUAUUCUGUGCCAAACAAUGGUUAUACCAGAGGGGUUUCACCAUCUUUCUGCAACUUGAAAGAUCUGUUUGUUCUUGAUUUGUCCAACAACAACCUAAGUGGCAUGCUUCCACAAUGUUUAGGCAGCUCCAGUGCUUUUGAGAUUCUGAAGCUCCGCAACAAUUCUUUUCAUGGUGAUAUUCCUGAUCAAAUGUGUCCAACCGGACAGGGUUCACUAAAGAUGCUUGAUCUGAGCUAUAAUCAGCUACGGGGAAAGCUACCAAGAUCAAUGGAAAAUUGCACUCAGUUAGUGUUUCUUGAUUUCGGAAACAAUCACAUUAGUGACAGCUUCCCAUCAUGGUUAGGGACACUUCCGGUACUAAGGGUACUCAUUCUGGGGACUAAUGGAUUUCAUGGCACUAUUGGCAAACCUGCAACCAACCAUGAGUUCCCAAACCUCUGA